Lotus japonicus is the source of this 1293-nucleotide messenger RNA. Its product is annotated as probable BOI-related E3 ubiquitin-protein ligase 3. The transcript is spliced from 4 exons. Gene Ontology annotation, molecular function: ubiquitin-protein transferase activity. Lineage: Eukaryota; Viridiplantae; Streptophyta; Magnoliopsida; Fabales; Fabaceae. Bases 77 to 1117 code for a protein of 346 amino acids. The record is from RefSeq and is a predicted model, not a curated record.
AGGGCAAGUGUGGAAAUUACAAGAAAGUUCUGUACACAGAUCCUUAUGGUGUUCCCAUUUCUCUUGUUGUUCAUCCAUGUCCAUGGCUUUCCCUCAGGACCAGUUUCAACGUCACUACCAAACCCAACAACACCACCAUCCACAAACCAAGCCUUUCAGGGAUUUGCUAACAAUUGAUGGUCAGAUGCAGCAGCAGCAGCAGAUAGCAUUUUACAACCCUAGUGAUCUACAAGAUCAGACUCAUCAUCAUCAUCCACCCUACAAUCCUCCCUUUCAUGUUGUUGGGUUUGCUCCGGGUCCUGUGCUUCCUGCUGAUGGCAGUGAUGGUGGCCUUGACUUGCAAUGGAAUUAUGGUUUGGAACCAGAGAGGAAGAGAAUAAAAGAACAGGAUUUUUUGGAGAACAAUUCUCAGAUAACUUCGGUUGAUUUCCUGCAACCUCGAUCUGUUUCAACUGGGUUGGGAUUGUCACUUGAUAAUACCCGCCUGGCUUCCACUGGGGACUCGGCUUUGUUGUCACUUAUCGGUGAUGACCUCGAUCGCGAGUUACAGCAGCAGGAUCUGGAGAUGGAUAGAUUUCUCAAAGUGCAGGGUGAACGAUUGCGACAAUCAGUACUCGAGAAGGUUCAGGCAUCUCAACUUCAGAGUCUUUCAAUCAUUGAAGACAAAGUCCUGCAGAAACUCCGUGACAAAGAAGCUGAGGUAGAAAACAUCAAUAAGAGGAAUAUGGAACUUGAAGAUCGAAUGGAGCAGCUAGCUGUUGAAGCAGGUGCCUGGCAGCAGCGAGCCAGGUACAACGAGAACAUGAUUGCUGCUCUCAAAUAUAACCUUCAACAAGCAUAUGUCCAAAGCAGAGAUAGUAAAGAAGGAUGCGGCGACAGUGAGGUAGAUGAUACGGCUUCCUGCUGCAAUGGCCGCACCCUCGAUUUUCAUCUGCUCUCCAAGGGAAAUUCCGACAUGAAAGAGAUGAUGACAUGUAAGGCUUGCAGGGUCAAUGAAGUGACCAUGGUUCUAUUACCUUGUAAGCAUCUUUGCCUCUGUAAAGAUUGUGAAAGUAAGCUUAGCUUUUGUCCUCUAUGCCAAUCCUCUAAAUUUAUCGGCAUGGAGGUCUUCAUGUAACUGGAUAUUUUACUUUGACCACUUGAAGUCUCUAAUAUUUAUAUUAGAAGUUAUGUAAGUCUUUUUCUCUUGUUGCUGAUCAUAGUUUUAUUCAACCUCUGUAAACUUGUAUUAUCCCUAAGGACCAUGGCACCUUAUUUAGAACAGUAGUAAAUUUUGGAAAGAUGUUUAUUAAA